CAUGCCCCUCCCAGCAGCUUCCGGGUGGGUCUCUUGACGCUGAGCUCCAAAACGCACUGUUUUGCCCCACGCACUUUGACACCUUAAAAGAUUCCAUUUGCCUUCAACAUACACUUAUAACAGGCUACAGACCUUACAGCAAGCUCUUGAAUAAAAGGUAUAUAUCACUACAUUUAGUCUGCAUUCGCAUUCGUUCUUGUCAAACGAAACUUGCAUUCGACGCAAAAACUCCCUAUUCAACCCGUUAUCGAUAUGCCAGUACGCACCAACCAAGGAAUGGGCGGAAAAGACUACUACUCAAUUCUGGGAGUGUCCAAGGACGCUGACGAAGAUACCUUGAAGAAAGCAUACCGGAAGGCGGCGCUGAAAUGGCAUCCAGACAGGAACCCCGACAACAAGGAGCUAGCCGACAAAAAAUUUAAAGAGAUCAGCGAGGCAUACGAGGUUUUGAGCGAUAAACAGAAAAGAACAAUAUAUGAUCAGUUUGGAGAGGAGGGUUUGAAGGGUGGUAUGCCAGAGGGCGGGCCGGCUGGAGCCGGAGGGUUUGCUGGUGGUUUCCCAGGAUUUGCUGGAUUCGGUGGUGGAUUCCCUGGCGGAGGUGCUGGUGGGAGAACAUUUGUCUUUAACACUGCGGGCGGCGGUCCUGGUGGUGGUGGUGGUGCUGGCGGGUUCCGACCCUUCACUCCAUCUUCAGCAGACGAUAUCUUCCGCCAAUUCUUUGGCGGGGCGAGUCCAUUUGGAAUGGGCGGCGGCGACUUUAUGGAUACCGACGAUGACGGUGGUCCCUCAAUGCCUGGCGGCUUUUUUGGGGCUGGACGAGGUGCACGGCCGGGAGCGAGGGCCAAGGCUCGCCAACCAGCAUCAGUGCAACGGCAGCUCCCAGUAUCACUCGAAGAUUUGUACACGGGCACGACCAAGAGACUUAAAGUUACCCGCCGACAUUUGGAUGGAACAUCAAGCGAAAAGGUCCUUACGAUUCAGAUCAAGCCCGGAUGGAAACCUGGUACAAAGAUCAAGUUUGCCAACGAAGGAGACGAGCUCCCAGAUGGCAGCGCACAAGACAUUGAAUUUGUCAUUGUCGAGAAGCCACACCCACGGAUCAAACGCGACGGUGACAACCUCCGCAUCGAGGUGGACGUGGAACUAUGGGAGUCGAUUGCUGGGUUUACUCGACGUGUCCCGCACCUUGAUGGCCACGCUGUGGAGGUCAGCGGAGCGCAAGGUAGUACACCCACUAAACCCGGCGACGAGAUUGUAGUACGCGGUGAAGGGAUGCCGAUCAGCAAAAUACCGGGCAAGAAGGGCGACCUGAUUGUAAAGGUCAACGUACGGUAUCCGGCGGUUGUGACACCGGCGCAAAAGGAAGCCGUCAAAAAGAUAUUUGCGAGUGGGGCGUGACUAGCCGAGGAAAGCUCGGACACUUUACAAGAUGAUAGCGAUGAUGGUGCGCGUCACGAAGCCAAGAAACGGAGAACAAAGCUGUGAUGGCGGUUCCCUACUUGAUAUGGACGUUGAGAGGUGUGCCUGAGACGAUAUUGGGAUGCGCUGUUGGCGUCAUUUUGAAUCAUUUGUUGAUUGAAAUUUGGGAAUUGUAUGCUUGUAUAUCUUACCAAUCUGUGUUUUUCUCUAUUUGUUGUAUUCCUUUGACGUUGCCCUGAGCGCACAUUUUUGCAUGUAAUAAAGUAUUGCAAUUCCUUUCAUGUCAUUUUAUACUACCGUUUCAUAGCCCUGCCUUCUCGUUGAUGGGAUGGAC
This is a messenger RNA of Spizellomyces punctatus DAOM BR117, 1753 nucleotides long. RefSeq lists its product as uncharacterized. Gene Ontology annotation, molecular function: protein-folding chaperone binding. Gene Ontology annotation, cellular component: cytosol. The record is from RefSeq and is a predicted model, not a curated record. Bases 253 to 1398 code for a protein of 381 amino acids. The transcript has a single exon. Gene Ontology annotation, biological process: translational initiation. NCBI's taxonomy places the organism in Eukaryota, Fungi, Chytridiomycota, Chytridiomycetes, Spizellomycetales, Spizellomycetaceae.